Molecule: messenger RNA, 1144 nt
Organism: Sinocyclocheilus grahami
Lineage: Eukaryota; Metazoa; Chordata; Actinopteri; Cypriniformes; Cyprinidae
Product: voltage-dependent L-type calcium channel subunit alpha-1F-like
Exons: 4
Coding region: 288-947 (219 amino acids)
Source: RefSeq, a predicted model, not a curated record
CCUGAGGUUCCUCCAGCACAAACACCAGCACUUAAUGGGAGCAGUGAAAGUGUGGCGCCAGUUCAGCCCAAUAACAUUAACAACACCACUUACCAAGGCAACAUCCAAGAUGCUGGUGGCUACCAAGGUCAUGUCUACCCUGGAAUUGGCUAUAAUGCCAAUGUUACCAAUGGGACUGGUUAUCCAGGCAACCAUUAUUCCAGCAACGGCUACAGCAGCAAUGGAUACAGUGGUAAUGGAUACAAUGGUAAUGAAUACAAUGGCAAUGGUUCUCUGCAAGGCGACGCAUGCUUCCCCCGACUCCCUUAGGCCGAAAGCCCAACUUUAACAUCCAGUGUUUGAGAAAGCAGACCAGUAAUGAGGAUCUGCCCAUUCCAGGCACUUACCAUCAAAACUCCCCACGCUGCAGGGCACAAGCACAGACAAACAACAGCUACGACUCUCGGCGGAGCAGCAUUUCAUCUGUGGUUUCUUCGGCCUCUUGGGCGAACAACCAGGCCAGACGGGGCCAUCUCCUCUACGCCCCUUAUAUUCUGGUGAACGAGGUGGGGGGCACUCAGGCAAUGUGGGGCGACACCAAUGGCAGUGCCAGUCUGCCGGCAUCGGCCCGUCCCGGAUGGAUUGGCAGUGGAAUGGCAAGCGUGGCCCAGCAGCCUCGAGCGUACACCACUCUCAGAGUGCCGUCCCAACACAGCCAAUACAUAGAGAAGGGAAGCGCUGACAGCCUCGUGGAGUCGAUCCUGAUCUCUGAAGGCUUGGGUCUAUAUGCCAAAGACCCCAAAUUUGUUGACUUUGCAAAGCGGGAAAUCGCAGAUGCCUGUCACUUGACUAUUGAUGAAAUGGAGAGCGCUGCAACUAACCUUUUAAGUCAUGGAAGGGCAGGACAACCGAUCGGACGCUUUGAGGAGGAUCUGGCUGAUCAGAUGAACGGUGUUAUAUCAUACUAAACGGGCUUCAGUUUGUUGGGGAGGGCAGAACAUAGAUUGUCAGUGUGAUUGUGAUGUUCUCUGCAUCACAAACUCAAAUACAUUCAACUUUUCAUAUUCAGUUCAGCUGGGCAGAGUUAAUAAUAAUUAUAUUCAAUUCCUUCAGUAGAUAUAAGGAAAUUGUGGUUAACGCAAUGAUCUUACACCUAUUGCUUUGC